Messenger RNA from Trichoplax adhaerens, 1161 nucleotides. RefSeq lists its product as uncharacterized. The record is from RefSeq and is a predicted model, not a curated record. The transcript has 9 exons. Gene Ontology annotation, molecular function: aspartic-type endopeptidase activity. Lineage: Eukaryota; Metazoa; Placozoa; Uniplacotomia; Trichoplacea; Trichoplacidae. Gene Ontology annotation, biological process: proteolysis. Bases 1 to 1161 code for a protein of 386 amino acids.
AUGCGAUGUGUAAUCCUAGUUCUAGCCGUUACAUUAUCAUGCACUACGGCUUUGCAAAGGUUCAAAUUGUACAGGUUGAAAAGUGUCCGGCAAACUUUUUAUGAGGCUGGUAUUAAUAUGAGUAAGUUGGAGACCAAAUGUUCAGGAUCGUCGAGCAAGAAGAACGUGGAGAGGCUAAAAACUGACUUCGAUAUAAGUUAUUAUGGAAUUAUUUCUAUUGGUACACCACCGCAAGAUUUUAAAGUCAAUUUCGACACUGGAUCCUCCGAUUUAUGGGUACCAUCUUUACGUUGUAACGACAAUUUAGCAUGUAAAAGACAUACUAAAUAUGAUCAUUCUAAAUCAAGUACAUAUAAGCCGAAUGGUCAAUUUUGGGACAUUACUUACCUUACAGGUAGCGUUGGCGGCAUUAAAAGUGAAGAUACUGUAGUUGUUGCUGGAAUUAAAGUUAAAAAUCAGACUUUUGGAGAAGCUGUUUCUGAAAUUGGGCCAUUUGCACGCUUAAAGUAUGAUGGAAUCUUGGGAUUAGGAUUUAAAAGAAUUUCAACUAUCAGGACCAAUCCUCUGUUUGUUAAUAUGAUACAACAAGGAGUAGUAGAAAAGCCGAUAUUUUCUUUUAACCUCACCAACAAUCGCGAUAGCAGUUUUACUGGUAACAUAGCGGAGGUCGAAGGCGAGUUAAUCUUUGGCGGUUCUGAUCCAAAAUAUUACAUUGGUCAAUUCCAUUACAUCCCAAUUUCAUUUGCUGGUCUUUGGCGGUUGAAAAUGGAAGGAGUUAAACUAGGAUCGUACGUCAAUUCUUGCCAAGACAGCUGCCAAGCAACUAUUGAUACUGGCUCAUCACUAAUUGUUGGGCCUUCAAAUGACAUUCAACAAAUUCAUAAAAUUACUAAUGCUGUAAAAUUUGAUGGAAAAUAUUUUGUGGAUUGCAGCACUGUUAGCUCGUUACCAAUUCUAGCAUUUACUUUUAAUGGGGUCGAUUAUUCACUCACGGGGGAACAAUACAUUAUAAGAGGAUCGAGUGCCUGCUUUAGUGGAUUUGGUUCCAUAGUGGGUAACCAACAUCAUUGGAUUCUUGGUAAUCCUUUCCUUCGAGUUUACUACACUGAAUUCGAUAUGGGUCAGAGACGCAUUGGUUUUGCUAAGGCAGUUUCCAAGUAG